Molecule: messenger RNA, 2720 nt
Organism: Haliotis rufescens (red abalone)
Lineage: Eukaryota; Metazoa; Mollusca; Gastropoda; Lepetellida; Haliotidae
Exons: 9
Coding region: 82-1821 (579 amino acids)
Source: RefSeq, a predicted model, not a curated record
UUGAGUAAUCAGACGUGCCUUCAAGAUACUCGACAUUUCUUGCUUUUUCUGCUGCCAUUUUGUUCAUUUGCCCUCUCAGAUAUGCACCAACGACGUUAUUCAGGUUACGAUCCUCCCAGACGAGGCGUGUCUCCACUCAACAGAUACCAGGACCCCAGACGCGUGUGUCCCGGGAACAGACAUCAGGACCCCAGACGAGGUAUCUCAGCCCUUCACUGUCAGGAAGAGGGCACCUAUAUGGGGAAUCUGUCACGGGACAGGCUUUUUCCAACUGGAGCUGGACGUUACGCCAUGAACAGAACUUGGACGCGACCAUCAGCCCAGGAAGCCGAUGUUCAGAGGAUCAACUUGAGAGGGUUGUCUCCCCUGAAUCGGCCCGAGCGUACAGCACCAAGCAGACGUGGCGUUUCUCUCCUGAAUCUCGAGGAUGGAAACCAAGUCUCUGGACAAGAUGCCACCCUGAACAAAGCUGUGACGAUCAAGCCAAAUCCCGUUGACAGGAGUCACGAGAAUGGGGAUCCCAGCAUCAAGCCUGAAACAAACAGGGUCUCUCUCUCCGCCUACAUCGGGAUUCGCCAACCACUCUACAAGCCUCCUAAACUCAACCUUGGCAUCAAGUCGUCCACAAAUAAUCAGAAUGUGCCAACAUCAAAGGAGACUGCCACAGUUCCUUGCGCAUCAACCUCUGAAGCCAACAAGUCAGGACCGGUGAAAGUUAUCUCCCCUGGCAGUAAGGCGGAGUCACUGAACCUGGCAGAUAUCGUGGCGCCAGAGCUGCUGGAGACGGCUAAACACGCCCAGUCUCCCCUCGAGCUGAAACACCUGCGCAUGAUGAGUGAGUUCAUACAGAGCGUUCGCCGGGGUGAUGCUGAACUGAAACCUCUUCCGUCAUCAUCAGAGGAGUCAGCAUCCGAGGACCAGCCUCCAAAUGUUAAGACAGUUACUCCAACCAACACUCAGAAGGCUGUAGACGCGUCCACUGUGGCUCUGCCAGAGACUGAGUCGGAUAGUGACACCGAUGUAUCCCGCUCGACCUCCUCCUCAAGCACAUCCUGCUCAGCCUCUAAAAUCCCGAACUCUCAUGAGGAGAAAGAAAAAACCAAACAAUCCACUGCACGUGCUGAUCAGACUGGCCUAAUUACAAGGAAUUCUCCUGCUAAUGUACGAACCAAGAAGGUCAAAUUCAGCCAAGUAUCUUGGACAUCUGACAUCGAUGAGAAAACCCUAAAACUAAGAUUCUCACAACCCCAGGCCCGAGCAUCUGCACCUUGGUAUGAUGAGAAUCAGCCAGAACAAGCCAGAGACAGGAAACCUCGUCUUCGCCCACCACCCCCUCCUCUCGUCCCCUACACCGGCAACGCCAACCGCCGCCUGGUGCCACCCAUGUCCAGACUCAGUCUGGGGGACAUCCAGCUGAUCACUGAAUCCAGAAAGAGAAGAAGGAAUAUGCUAGAUGUACACACGGGCGAUUCUAAGAAGAGGAAGGUAGCAUCUUCUGAGGACUCAACUGAGGUCCAAUUCGUUGCCCGACCGAAGCAAUGGUGGCUGAGAAAACGCCGUCAGCAGAGGAAGACACAGGACAAUCCACCCUCCUCUUCAACCUCUUCCUCUGCUGCCACCUCUACCGCAUCCACGGCCACGGCUACCACCACCACGUCGACGACCACGUCUGCCUCUUCCUCGAGCUCAACAUCUGCUACAAUUUCUUCCAGCCCUGCUGUCCCAACCGCCUCCACUUCCUCCAGGAGAUCUGUCAAGAGGAAGGCAUCGGAUGAUGGUGCUUACUCUGGUGAUCGCGUGAAGAGGUCUCGUCCCAACUAGACCUUGCAGAGACAAUAGAGCAAUAGAACAACAAUGCUUCUGACAAUUCAGUCCAACUGUUUGAAAUAGGAUGUAUGUUACUUAUAGGGGGCAUUACGUGUAGUCUGAUAAUUGAAAAUGUUAAACUCAAUUAAGGAUACGAAUCUACCUAAAUAACUGUUCUGAUACAGUCAUUUGGGAGAACGUGUGGUCAGUCAUCUCAAGAUAGGUCCCAGUACUGCACGCUUGUUGUAAGAGGCGACACAGUGGUGGUCGGGUAGCACUGAUGCCAUGCAAGGUGCUUGAAUUGGGAAACCACCUCGAAGACUGUUUCUCAGGUGUGUCAUCUCUGCUUCCCCACACUAUCGAUCAGUGGUUUGUCUGCUCCAGACUUGACCACACUACAGGUCGCCGUGAUGUAGCUGCAAUACUGCUGACUUCGGUAGCCCUCCAUUCUCCACUUAGAAUAAUGUAUUGACCUCAAUUAUAUAUAAUGACAAUGUGUUCAUUAAUUGGUGAUAAAAUUCAGAUUUUACGCCACUCGCGAGUGAAAGAAUUGUAUGUGUUUUUCCAUUAAAGCGCGUAAAGUAAAUAUUUGUUUGAAGUUGCUCUAGUUUAUUUAAAAUAUUUAAAUAUAUAUGCGCAAACAAUCAAAAUAUGUUGAACAUACAUUUACGUUUUUAAAUGUAUAAAAUUGAUAAAAAUAUUUUUGCUAUAGAAUAUUUUAAAUGGCCCUUGUAAAUCCAACAGUACAAUUUGGUGCUUUCCUAUCUAUAAGGUUUUAUAUCGUCAUUUCAUUGGGUAUAUUUUUACCAUUUGCUGUAGGAUAUAUAUUCAUUGUUUUUGUUGCAAUAUACACAAGGUGUUUCUUUGUUACUGUACAAUAGUUGAGAUGUACUUUGUUAUUUAAUAAAUUUGUG